CGGGAGAGAAGGAGGCGAACUAUGAUCUCGCGAGAUUAUCGAUUGUGUUGAUCUCGUCUCAUCGUGUUAUUAACGGAGCAUCCCGACCAUAAAUAUCAUCAAUAUCAGUAUCUUGGAAGUAAUGAGUGAAAAUACUGUAAGUUCAACAACUGCCAAUGACCUGGAUCUCAUAUACCUGAAGGGCAUCAUGGAGAGUCCUCAGGAGGAAGAAGAGGACCCUGAGCAGCUGCAUCUGUCCCCAGUGAGGAAGAACAACAUGGAGCUGCUGCAGGAGAUCCUGAGUGAUUUGGAUCCUUUCACACAUUGUUGUGACGCUGCUGCUGAACUCUCUCACUUGCUGACACAACCUCACGUCCAGUCAUUACUAGAAACUCACGAUUCAGUGGCGUCCAAAGAAGACGGCAGCCAACCUCCAAGUCCCUGCGACUUCAUGAGCAACGAGCGCCAUCGCGACCAAGUCUUCAGCAAGUUCCAGCCGCCGCCUGAUGCUGUGCGCAUGGUGGGCAUACGCAAAGUGGCAGGAGAAAACCUGGGUGUAACCUUCAAGGUGGAACAUGGCGAGUUAGUGAUAGCACGAAUCCUGCAUGGCGGAAUGAUCGACCAGCAAGGUCUGCUGCGUGUUGGUGAUGUCAUCAAAGAAGUGAACGGCAGAGACGUGGGACAGGAUCCUCGAGUCCUGCAGGAAGAACUGCAAGCUGCCAGUCAAGCUGUGGUUCUAAAAAUCCUCCCAAGCUACCAUGAAACUAAUCCCCCAAGACAGAUGUUCUUCAAGUGUCACUAUGACUACGAUCCAGCGUGUGACAACCUGAUUCCCUGCAGAGAAGCAGGGUUAAAGUUCCACACAGGAGAUAUUCUGCACAUCGUCAACCAGGAUGAUGUCAACUGGUGGCAGGCUCGGCAUGUGGAAGGCGGGCCCGCGGGUUUGAUUCCCAGUCAAAUGCUGGAAGAGAAAAGGAAAGCCUUUGUGAAAAAAGACAUUGAGCUUCUUCCUGCAGGUAACUUGUGCACAGGUGUUGGCGUGAAAAGAAAGAAAAAAAUGAUGUACGUCACCACAAAGAAUGCAGACUUUGACCGCCAUGAGAUCUUGCUGUACGAGGAGGUGGCCAAAGUUCCUCCCUUCAAGCGUAAAACUCUGGUGGUGAUCGGGGCUCAAGGUGUGGGAAGACGUCGCCUGAAGAACAUGCUCCUGCUCCGAGACCCUCAUCUUUUUGGAACCACCAUCCCGUAUACUUCCAGGAAGCCCAAAAAGGAAGAGCGCGAGAGUCGGACGUACGCGUUCACCAGCCGCAACAAGAUGGAGGCCGACAUCAAGAACGGUUGCUACCUUGAGUACGGCGAGUGUGACGGCAGUUUGUACGGGAUCAAGAUGGACGCCAUUCACGAGGUGGUGGAGGCGGGGCGCAUCUGCAUUCUGGACGCCCACCCUCAGUCUCUCAAAGUUCUGAGGACGUCCGAGUUUUUGCCGUUUGUGGUGUUCCUUCAAUCCCCAGACUUUGAGGUCCUCAAGGCUAAGAAUUGUCCCAGCGUGGAGGUGGACGAGUCGACCAAAGUUCUUUCAGAUGAGGAGUUGCAGAGAACGUGUGAAGAGAGCGCUAAAAUCCAAGCGGCUUACGGUCAUUACUUCGACUUCACCAUCCAGAACAACAACCUGGAGGAAAGCUACUGUCAGGUCAAAGCUGCCCUGGACAUGGUCUCCAGAAGCCAUCAGUGGGUUCCUGUCACCUGGGUCUUCUAGAACCUAUCGGUGGAUUCCUGUCACCAGGGUGUUCUAGAAGCCAUCAUUGGGUUCCUGUCACCUGGGUGUUCUAGAAGCCAUCAGUGGGUUCCUGUCACUUGGGUCUUCCAAAGCCAUCAAUGGGUUCCUGUCAUCUGGGUUUUCUAGAAACCAUCAAUGGGUUCCUGUCAUCUGGGUCUCCCAAAGCCAUCAAUGGGUUCCUGCCACCUGGGUGUUCUAGAAGCCAUCAGUGGGUUCCUGUCACCUGGGUUUUCGGAAGCCAUCAAUGGGUUCCUGUCAUCUGGGUCUUCUAGAAACCAUCAGUGGGUUCCUGUCACCUGGGUUUACUAAAAGCCAUCAGUGGGUUCCUAUUACCUGGGUCUUCUAGAAGCCAUUAGUGGGUUCCUGUCACCUGGGCCUUCUAGAAACCAUUAGUGGGUUCCUGUCACAUGGGUUUUGUAGAAGCCAUUAGUGGGUUCCUGUCACCUGGGUCUUGUAGAAGCCAUUAGUGGGUUCCUGUCACCUGGGUCUUAUAGAAUCCAUUAGUGGGUUCCUGUCACCUGGGUCUUGUAGAAGCAAUUAGUGGGUUCCUGUCAUCUGGGUCUUAUAGAAUCCAUUAGUGGGUUCCUGUCACCUGGGUCUUAUAGAAUCAAUUAGUGGCUUCCUUUCACUUGGGUCUUCUAGAAGACAUUAGUGGGUUCUUGUCACCUGGGUCUUCUAGACGCCAUAAGUGUUUUCCUUUCACCUGGGUCUUCUAGAAUCCCCGAGCAGUGGAACACCAUGGGAACCAUUGAGGUUUGUGAUGAUACAAAUACCAGCGCCAACGUGGAUCCCAACUUUCAGAACUGGAUCCCAGCCACAGUGCCAAACUCGGAGUGUGAACACUGCAGUAUUCAUGUGUAACUUUUUGUGUGUUUAUUCAUCAAAAAAAAGAUGAAUUUGUGUUUUGGUUUUGAAAAGUGUCCCAGUUUUACCUUGAUCCUGGUGCUGGUUAUUAAAAUGUCAAUCAUGUACA
This is a messenger RNA of Nerophis ophidion (straightnose pipefish), 2729 nucleotides long. Its product is annotated as MAGUK p55 subfamily member 2-like. Gene Ontology annotation, molecular function: protein binding. The transcript has 13 exons. Bases 122 to 1735 code for a protein of 537 amino acids. Gene Ontology annotation, cellular component: cell-cell junction; plasma membrane. Lineage: Eukaryota; Metazoa; Chordata; Actinopteri; Syngnathiformes; Syngnathidae. The record is from RefSeq and is a predicted model, not a curated record.